AUGCUGGCUGCUGCCCAAGAGAAAGCUGUUAUCAUGAAAUUCAAGGAAUGGGUGGCGGCUGGGUACUUGGACGAGGCCAAAUUCAGGCGGGGCCUUCUUGAGAAGAAGAAGAAAGACAUGGAGGCGGCAGCCAAGUCUGGUGCCGGUGGAUCCCAGAGUACCGUUGAUAUGGAUACAAGCUAUGUUGUCAAGUUUAUUUAUUCUGGUGAAGCAGCAACAGUUCCAUUGUUGCAUAAUUGGUCGUUUGUUGACCUAUGCAAUUCCAUACGCUCUCGUUUUCCGGAUUUGAUUCAAGGCAAUUUCAUGUUGAGGUACAUUAUUCCUCCGGAUUCUACUUCAUGUUUUCUAGAGAGUGAAGUUGAUAUGAGAAUGAUUUUUAGGAAUUUGGUUCGUUACAAUUCUGAUUUUGUUGAAGUGUUUGUUACUGAUUUGCCUUCUAUUAGUGAAAGUGUGGUGAGUAAUACAGUGUGUGAGGAUUCUAGUACCAUGCUUGAUGAGAAUGAUUAUUUGGGGUGUUAUAGGGCAGAGGCACCGAAGAGUUAUAUGACGAAAGGUUGGGAGAGUUAUAUUCAUUCUGAAGGCCAAAAGUUUGAGGGUGGGGUUGUUGAGUUUAGGGAUAAGCUGCGUAAGUAUGCCAUAGAAAUUGGCUUUUCAUAUGAGUUUGUUAGAAAUGACAAGGUUCGUGUUAUUGCUCAGUGUUCUAAGAAACAUUCUCAAGGCUGCAAUUGGCUUGUGAAGGCUCAUUUAUGCAGGGCUAAUGGUUUCUUUAUGAUUAAAAGGUUGGUUAAUGUUCACACUUGUCAUGGUGUGAUUCGUUUGCAGAAGAGUAAGAUGAUGGGAUCCAAGGUUGUCAAGUCUAUUGUGCUUGAUAAGAUUCGUGCCAAUCCAAACAAAAUGCCAAUUGAUAUAGCUGAUGAGAUCAAGAGUGAUUAUGGUUUGGAUGUUGCUUAUCGUACAGUUUGGUAUGGUACGGAGUUGGCAAAAACAGCCCUACAUGGUGAUGAAGCUGAGUCUUAUGCUCAGCUACUUUGGUUCAGUGAGUCUGUUAUGAAGUCAAACCCCGACUCUAGGAUAGUGGUUGAGUUUCAUCGAGAAACACACAGGUUUCAGCGUAUGUUUGUGACCUAUGGUGCAUGGAUGAAGGGUUUUCAAUCUUGUAGACCUAUUCUUUUCAUUGAUGCUACAUUCAUUACCAACAAGUACAAGGGGCAGAUUAUUGCUGCAUCGGCAAAGGAUGCCAAUCAAGGCUUGUAUCCAGUUGCUUAUGCUAUUGUGGAUUCUGAAAAUGAGAGUAAUUGGAGAUUUUUUCUUGAGGUUUUGGCUGAAGAGUUUGCAAAACACCCUAUGAGGAGGGUGACGUUUAUUUCUGAUCGUCAUGUUGGGCAUAGUCUUCCUAUUCUUGAUAUUAAUGAUGGCAUUAGAGUGAAGUCCAUGGCUUCAAUUGCUGCUCGGAAGCAGGAUGCUGAGGAAUGGUUCUCUGAGUUGUGCCCGGUGAUUGAAAAGAAGCUGAAGGAGAAUUUGGAAGUCGGAAGGCAUUGGAGAGUGAGCAGGUCUGAUACCUAUGUGUAUGAAGUUCACUGCCAGAAGUACAAUAGCAUGGUAAAUUUGGAAACUCGCUUUUGUUCGUGUGGAGAAUGGCAGCUGUAUGGCUUCCCAUGUUCCCAUGCCCUUGUAGUGAUCCAACAACAUGGUUCUUCCCCGUAUUUGUAUGUCAAUGAGCUGUACAAGGUGGAGAAAUAUCGAGAAACUUAUUCUUUCCCAAUUAAUCCUCUUCCCUCUAUUUCGAAGCAAGUGCAUGAUUUUGGUAGAGAUGCGGUUUUUAAUAGUUACAUGUACAGUGACAUAACCAUUUUGGCAUUAGUUUACAUUGACUUGUCCUGUGACAUUAGUUUUUAG
Molecule: messenger RNA, 1896 nt
Organism: Rosa rugosa (rugosa rose)
Lineage: Eukaryota; Viridiplantae; Streptophyta; Magnoliopsida; Rosales; Rosaceae
Exons: 5
Coding region: 1-1896 (631 amino acids)
Molecular function (GO): zinc ion binding
Source: RefSeq, a predicted model, not a curated record